CGGCCCUUUAGCCAAUAGAAUUUCCGGAGGAGUGAACAAUUUUUUUUCGGCGUGGCAGGUCCUGGUACCACCCAUUGGGGGCGGAGCCUUAAUGAGAGGUGUGGCUCUGGGGCGUGGCCUGUGAUUGACAGCCUUACACGCCCACCCUUAGGGGCCCCUUUUCCCACGGGAAGCCCCCAGGCCAACGUUCCCGCCCCCAGACGGGAUCCAGCCGCCCGUUGGAGGCCUUUAGGAGUUCCCAGCGCCUCCCGUCGAUCUCUGAUCGACCGUCGUCCAGCGGCGUUCUCGCGCGCCCGGGAUCCGGGAGUGGGGGGCUCUGCCCGGAGCCGCGGCCGUGAGCGAACUGCAUCUCCCGCCGGGGUCGGCGCGGCUCGCCAGCCCGCGCUCCCGCCCGCGCCCCGCGCACACGCCGGACCCCGAGGACCCCGUCCGCAGCGCACGGCCCGGCCGAGAUCCUCUCCAACCUCUCAGCACCAGCCCGGGCCUGGGAGCCAGCAAUGAAGCAGGAUUUCGCCUUCGACAACAUUGGCUACGAAGACGGCCUAGAAGACGCCUGUCCUUCCCCGACUGCCACUGGCACCAUCAGCAUCCAGGGCAUGACGUGCCUGUCUUGUGUUCAGUCCAUCGAGGGCAGAAUCAGCCGCCUGCAGGGCGUCGUGAGCAUCAGGGUCUCCCUGGAACGAGGCAGCGCCACAGUGCAGUACUUGCCGUCCGUCCUGAACCUGCAGCAGAUCUGCUGUCACAUCGAGGACAUGGGCUUUGAGGCCCGACCCAUGGAGGCCAAGGCUGCCUCCUGGCCCUCAAGGUCUGAGCCAGCCCUGGAGGCCGUGGUCAAGCUUCGGGUGGAGGGCAUGACCUGCCAGUCCUGCGUCAGCUCCAUCGAGGGCAAAAUCGGGAAGCUGCAAGGCGUGGUGAGGAUCAGGGUCUCGCUCGGCAACCGUGAGGCCGUCAUCACCUACCAACCUUACUUCAUCCGGCCCCAGGACCUCCGGGACCAUGUCAAUGACAUGGGCUUUGAAGCUGUGAUCAAGAACAAAGGGACUCCUUUGAGCCUGGGACCCGCUACUAUCCAGCGGUUAAGGGACAAUAGUUCUAAGGCACCUUUAGCGUCUGCCAACCAGAAUCCCAAUAGCACAGAGACCCCGGGGAACCCAGGGGCUCCUGUGGUUCCUCUGCAGCUGAGAGUGGAGGGCAUGCACUGUAAGUCUUGUGUCCUGAAUAUCGAGGAGAACAUAGGCCGGCUCCCGGGGGUCCAGAAUAUCCACGUGUCCUUGGAGAACAGGACCGCCCAAGUGCAGUAUGACCCUGCCCGUGUCUCCCCAGAAGCCCUGCAGAGGGCCAUCGAGGCGCUGCCGCCUGGGAACUUUCAAGUUUCUCUUCCUGACGGGAGCAGGACAGAUGGUGGGUCUCUGGGUCCCCCCCUGGCGCCCCCCCAGCAGCUGCCCGGGCAGGAUGCGUGCUGUACCACGAGGCUUGCCAUUGUUGGCAUGACUUGUACGUCCUGUGUCCAGACCAUUGAAGGCGUGAUCUCGCAGAGGAAAGGGGUGCGGCAGAUCCUGGUCUCCCUGCAUGAGGGAACUGGAACAAUUCUCCACGAUCCCUUUGUGAUUAACCCUGAGGAACUCCGAGCUGCUGUAGAAGACAUGGGGUUCGAGGCAUCUGUCAUUCCUGACAACUCUUCCAGCAGCCAAGUUGGGAACCACAGUGCAGGGAAGUCAAUGGCGCAAACAGCAGUGGGCACACCCAUGUCUCUGCCAGAAGUGGCUCCUCAGGCCGGAGCACCCCUGAAACCUCCCAGCCCCGGCCACUUGCCCAAGUCCCCGCAAGCCUCUGCAGCAGUGGCGUCCCAGAAGUGCUUUCUGAAGAUCACAGGCAUGACCUGUGCGUCCUGCGUGUCCAACAUAGAGAGGAGCCUGCAGAAGGAAGUUGGGAUCCUUUCUGUGCUGGUGGCCUUGAUGGCUGGGAAGGCAGAGGUGAAGUAUGACCCGGAAGUCAUCCAGCCCUUGGAGAUCGCUCAGCUCGUCCAGGACCUGGGCUUUGAGGCAUCGGUCAUGGAAGACUACACAGGCUCGGACGGAGACCUUGAGCUGAUCGUCACAGGGAUGACCUGUGCUUCCUGUGUUCACAACAUCGAGUCCAAGCUCACGAGGACAAAGGGCAUCACGUACGCCUCCGUUGCUCUCGCCACCAGCAAAGCCCAUGUCAAGUUUGAUCCCGAAAUAAUCGGUCCACGGGAUAUUGUCAAACUUAUCGAGGAGAUCGGCUUUCGUGCUGCCCCGGCCCAGAGAAGCCCCGGUGCGCAUCACUUGGACCACAAGAUGGAAAUAAAGCAGUGGCGGAAGUCGUUCCUGUGCAGCCUGGUGUUUGGCAUCCCCGUGAUGGGCCUGAUGGUCUUCAUGCUGGUCCCCAGCGGCCAGCCUCACGAGUCCAUGGUUCUGGACCACAACAUAGUUCCCGGACUGUCCAUCCUGAACCUCGUCUUCUUCAUCUUGUGUACCUUUGUGCAGUUCCUGGGCGGCUGGUACUUCUAUGUUCAGGCCUACAAAUCUCUGAAGCACAGGGCGGCCAACAUGGAUGUGCUCAUCGUGCUGGCCACGAGCAUCGCCUAUAUUUACUCCCUGGUCAUCCUGGUGGUGGCCAUGGCUGAGAAGGCCGAGAGGAGCCCCGUGACCUUCUUCGACACGCCCCCCAUGCUCUUCGUAUUCAUUGCCUUGGGACGGUGGCUGGAGCACGUGGCCAAGAGCAAAACCUCCGAGGCCCUGGCCAAGCUCAUGUCUCUCCAAGCCACAGAGGCCACGGUCGUGACCCUGGGUGAGGACAACUCCAUCGUCAGGGAGGAGCAGGUGCCCAUGGAGCUGGUGCAGCGGGGAGAUGUCAUCAAGGUUGUCCCGGGGGGCAAGUUCCCCGUGGAUGGGAAAGUCCUAGAGGGCAAUACCAUGGCCGAUGAGUCACUCAUCACAGGAGAAGCCAUGCCUGUCACGAAGAAACCUGGCAGCACCGUGAUCGCUGGGUCCAUCAACGCCCACGGCUCUGUGCUCAUAAACGCCACGCACGUGGGCAACGACACGACUUUGGCCCAGAUAGUGAAACUGGUGGAAGAAGCUCAGAUGUCGAAGGCGCCCAUUCAGCAGCUGGCUGACCGCUUUAGCGGCUACUUUGUUCCAUUUAUCAUCAUCAUUUCAACUUUGACGUUGGUGGUAUGGAUAAUAAUCGGUUUUAUCGAUUUUGAUGUUGUUCAGAAAUACUUUCCUACCCCGAGCAAGCACCUGUCCCAGGCCGAGGUGAUCAUCCGCUUCGCGUUCCAGACGUCCAUCACGGUGCUGUGCAUCGCCUGCCCCUGCUCCUUGGGCCUGGCCACACCCACGGCGGUCAUGGUGGGCACAGGUGUGGCCGCGCAGAAUGGCAUCCUCAUCAAGGGAGGCAAGCCGCUGGAGAUGGCCCACAAGAUCAAGACCGUGAUGUUUGACAAAACCGGCACCAUCACCUACGGGGUCCCCAAAGUCAUGCGGGUCCUCCUGCUGGUGGACAUGGCCACGCUGCCCCUCAGGAAGGUUCUGGCCGUGGUGGGGACAGCGGAGGCCAGCAGUGAGCACCCCCUAGGGGUGGCUGUCACCAAGUACUGCAAAGAGGAGCUGGGGACAGAGACCCUGGGAUACUGCACAGACUUCCAGGCCGUGCCGGGCUGUGGGAUCGGCUGCAAAGUGGGCAGCGUGGAGGGCGUCCUGGGGCGGAGCGAGCGGACGGCUUCCCUGAACGGGCUUGGCAGCGCUCCCGCAGAAACAGACGUGACCCCCCACAUCUUUUCUGUGCUGAUUGGAAACCGUGAAUGGAUGAGGCGCAACGGCCUGACGAUCUCCCGCGAUGUCAGCGACGCGAUGACAGACCAUGAGAUGAAGGGCCAGACGGCCAUCCUGGUAGCUAUUGAUGGCGUGCUCUGCGGGAUGAUCGCCAUCGCCGACGCCGUGAAGCAGGAGGCGGCGCUGGCCGUGCACACGCUGAAGAGCAUGGGCGUGGACGUGGUGCUCAUCACUGGGGACAACCGCAAGACAGCCAGAGCCAUCGCCACCCAGGUCGGCAUCAACAAGGUCUUUGCAGAGGUGCUGCCUUCUCACAAAGUGGCCAAGGUGCAGGAACUGCAGAGUACGGGCAGGAAAGUGGCCAUGGUGGGCGACGGGGUCAACGACUCACCGGCCCUGGCCCGGGCCGACGUGGGCAUUGCCAUUGGCACAGGCACUGAUGUCGCCAUCGAGGCAGCGGACGUGGUCCUCAUCAGAAACGACCUGCUGGACGUGGUGGCCAGCAUCCACCUCUCCAAGAGGACUGUCUGGAGGAUCCGCCUCAACCUGGUGCUGGCGCUCAUCUACAACCUGGUGGGGAUCCCCAUUGCUGCAGGUGUCUUCAUGCCCCUGGGCAUCGUGCUGCAGCCAUGGAUGGGCUCGGCGGCCAUGGCGGCCUCCUCCGUGUCCGUGGUCCUCUCCUCACUGCAGCUCAAAUGCUACAGGAAGCCGGACCAGGAGCGGUACGAGGCGCAGGCGCACGGGCGCAUGCGGCCGCUGAGUGCGUCCCAGGUCAGCGUGCACAUCGGCCUGGAUGACCGGCGGCGGGACUCCCCACGGGCCACGGCCUGGGACCAGGUCAGCUACAUCAGCCAGGUGUCGCUGUCCUCCCUCAAGUCCGACAAGCUGUCCCGGCACAGCAGUGGGGACGACGCCGGGGACAAGUGGUCCCUGCUGCUGAACGACCGGGACGAGGAGCAGUGCAUCUGAGCGUGCGCAGGGCCCCGGGCGGGGUGCCAGCAUCAGACCCGGUCCAGCCCGCGCGCCGACCCCCGGGCACAUGCCAGGCGCUCUCGGGAAACCUGCUGGGGUGGACAUGCCCUCAGAGCCCAGCCUGUGCACAGCGCCUCCCCACGCGCCCAGUGCCUCGUGCCCGAGACCACAGCUUACCUCAAGCCGCCCUGUGGGUGUUUCAUUGGCACAGCUGCUUUCUCUUCUUUUCUUCACACUGAGAAUCUUCUGUCAUCUUCCAGGGCCAGGGCCCAUCCCUCAUGGUCCCGCUGCUGCUGUGAGGCGCUUCCUCAAGUGCAUUCGUGUGUGUGUGUGUGUGUGUGUGUGUGUGUGUGUGUGUUCAUGUAUGCAUGGGAUCAUAUGUGCUCAUACUUGUGUGUGCUCCUGUAUGCUCAUGUGUAUGUGUUUGUGUGUGCUUCUGUGCAUCUGCUCAUGUGUGUAUGUGUGUGCUCCUGUGUAUAGGAUUGGAUGUGCUGCUCAUAUGUGUUUUUGUGUUUGCUCAUGUGUGUGCAUAGGUGCUUCUGCGUGUGCCUGGGUAUGCACUUGUGUGUGCUCCUGUGUGUGAGCUCCUGCAUGUGUGUGCACAUUCUUGUGCCUGACUGCUGUCUGGGCCCGGCAGAGAGCUGGCCGUGCUUCCUCUCAGCUGGGUGCGGCUCCUUUGCUUCCUCGCACCUUCUGCGGUGCCCUGGUUGCUUCGGCUGCUCAGCUGUAGGUUCCUGUCUCCGAGCUUGAGACUGGAGUCCGGAAUGCAGCCUGCUCUCGCCCUGGUGCUGGGUGCUCGGAGCAGUGUCCAGAGGAGGCAUGGGACACGCAGACACCUCCUUGCAUGCUUCCAGAUGCUUCCCCAUGACCUGCUGUCUUGGGUCACCUGUUGGAGUGCAGGGCGCACGGUGACCCCUGGGAGGAGGAGAUGGCAGACUCCUGUGCACUACCAGCUGGUGCCUUAGUGGAGAGGGGGUCACCACAAGAACCCAGAGGGGGAGUGUGGCUGGUGACGGUGUAUGUGCGUGGAGACCGUCAUCGGUUGCAGUUACUGAAUGGCAGCUCCUUUUGGGGACCAGGUAAACACUUCUUCCUAGGGUCCCUCUCAGCCUCCCAACAAACCAGCAAAGUGGCUAUUAAUUUGUGUCUUACGAGAACAGAGACUGAGAGGUGCAGCUUCCCACCAGGCCCUCACGGCCAGGGCACGUGCUGGGCCAGGCUGGAGACCCCAGGGCUCUAACUGCUGCCAUCUGGAGCAUCCGUUUGCUGGUUAAGGAUAAACAAGCAAAGCGACGUUGUUCCUAGAGGAAAGGAUGUCCCUGCCAGGGGUGGGCUGCUGGGGUCCCCGGCCUCUCCCGGGGCUGGGCUGGUGCUUUCCAAGGCACCGCCUAUGGUGUGUGUGUGCUGGGUCAUGUCUGCUCCAGGCCCACUGCAGAGUUUGCUGUGUGAUUGUUCCCCCUUCCGAGUCUGUCUCUUGUUUCCUCCCUUCACUCCUCACUGUGAUCAAGGAAUGUUCCUUGUCUCCUCACUUGGCUAAUCAUUGUCUAAAGAAUCUAAUUGUAUUGAUUAAAAAAAACUUUUAGAACCAUAAGCAUCAUG
Messenger RNA from Sorex araneus (European shrew), 6368 nucleotides. RefSeq names its product ATPase copper transporting beta (gene ATP7B). The coding region runs from base 498 to 4766 and encodes 1422 amino acids. Lineage: Eukaryota; Metazoa; Chordata; Mammalia; Eulipotyphla; Soricidae. Gene Ontology annotation, cellular component: membrane. The transcript has 21 exons. The record is from RefSeq and is a predicted model, not a curated record. Gene Ontology annotation, biological process: monoatomic cation transport. Gene Ontology annotation, molecular function: ATP hydrolysis activity; ATPase-coupled monoatomic cation transmembrane transporter activity; copper ion binding.